AUGCUUUCUGCAGAAAAGCCGGAACAGGCUCCACGUGCGAAGGGCCUGGACUCUGCUGUGCGGAAAAAGGCUAUUGGCGGACUCCUGAAGGCGGCAAAGACGGGGCACCUGGAAGCGUCCCUCCGCCAAUUUGAAGAGACUGCGGAAGCAGCGGAGGAGCCUGCCAUGACCUUGGAAGAGCUCCGGAGGCCGGCGACCUGA
This is a messenger RNA of Symbiodinium pilosum, 201 nucleotides long. The record is from the annotation of a GenBank genome assembly. NCBI's taxonomy places the organism in Eukaryota, Dinophyceae, Suessiales, Symbiodiniaceae.